AUGGGUUUGGCGCACCUAGCGCUGCUGCUCCGGCUCACUCUCCACAGAGCGCCUCAAAAUGGCGGCAGCUUCUUCCAUCCAGCCGCCUGAUCCGCUCGCCGUCAGCCAGCGCAGCUCGCCGCGCCCCCGCUCCGAGAGCCCCGAGAGCCGGCAAGAGGAGGACGCGGCGGCGGAGGGCACCAUCCUGCGGGACCUGCCCGACCUGGAGCCCGAAGAGAUCGAGAAGAGGCUGGAGAAAACUCGCCGGGAGCUGAGCAACAGGAGGAAGAUCCUCAUCAAGAACCUGCCACAGGACGCGAGCAGCCAGGAGGUCCAUGAUAUUCUGCGUGAGUAUGAGCUCAAGUACUGCUUUGUGGACCGGAACAAAGGAACAGCCUUUGUUACACUCCUAAACGGUGACCAGGCGCAAGAUGCCAUCCGUUCACUGCACCAAACGUCGGUCCGCGGCCGCGACAUCACCGUCCAGCUGCAGCCCACGGACUCGCUGCUGUGCGUCACCAACCUGCCUCACACCUUCACCGCCGCUCAAUUCCAGGAGCUGGUGCGGUCCUAUGGGAACAUCGAGCGCUGCUUUCUGGUCUACAGCGAGCUGACGGGCCACUCCAAAGGCUACGGCUUUGUGGAGUACAUGAAGAAGGACUCAGCCUCUAGGGCUCGCUCCGAACUGCUGGGCAAAGUGCAGGGGGACCGAGCGCUCAUGGUGCAGUGGACCGACGUCAACCAGCUGACCACUGCCGAACACCUCCACUCCAAGUGCCUGUGCGUGGACCGGCUGCCCGCUGAUUUCGACGACUCAGAGGAGCUGGCACACAUCUUCUCAGUACGCUACAAACCCAUCUUCUGCCAGUUGGCGCAGGAUGAGGGCAGUGCAGUGCGGGGUUUUGCAGUGGUGGAGUAUGAACUGGCGGAGCAGGCGGAGGCCAUGCUGCUCGAGAUGGACCGUCACAUCAUCCAGGGCCACGAGAUCCGCCUGUCUCUGUGCAGCCCGGGAACGGCCGGCCGCAGCACACUCGCCGCACUCAUCGCCGCUCAAGGAGUGAUGCUGAGCAAUAAAAAGGGUUUGCUGCCUGAGCCCAGUUUGGCUCAGCUCCUCAAUAGCAUGACCAAUCCAGCUGCCCUUCAGGUGCUUAUGAGACCCUACCACGCUGGCAAACGAGGAGGGAAGUUUCGUCCUCAUGCUGUUCCUUUUCUUCGACCACCACUGACAGCAGCACUGCUUCAACUAGGAAAAGCACAGCAGAAUGCCAUGUUAGGUAAUGGACUAGUUCUGCAGAAUCUUCUCCAUAUGCAGAUGGCCCAACAACAGCUUCUGCACAUCAAGGACAAGCACAUCACUAAUGUGAGGAUACCCAGUCUUUUAGGAGACCCCUCCCGGCUACUCCUGCAUAAAGUUCUGGGUCUCCGUGCUCCGGCCCCUGUACCGCUGGCAAAAGGGCUGCUGGGAGAUUCCCCCACUGGAGAGUUGGGUCAGGAGUCUACUCCCGUCUCAUCCCAGGCCGGAGGUUCUAUACCGGGGCUCAUCUCCUACACCCAAGGCCGCUCUCACGCCACCUCUGGCACUGAUCAGAAUGGCAUCCUGACUACAACCGUUGCUCCUGACAAGCAGCCUGCACCUCCAGGAACCACAGGAGGCUCUGCUAAUGCUCAAGCCCAACUACACAACUUCCUUCCGGGGUUAACCAGAGCAGGCCUGGGCCCCUUACUAGGCAACGCAGCUCAGAAAGCCUCACUGAACACCCAUAGUACUGCACCAGAAAAUAACACAGGUGUUACAACACAACCCAGCUGUCAGACGUCUUUGCUGGGAGAACCACCCAAAGAGGUGAAGCUGCCUUCCAAUCCCUACCUAAACCUGGCCAGCGUACUGCCUGGAGUGGUGCUUCAAGCCCCCAGCAGCAGCAGCAGUAGUAAAGGUCAGGCAGUCGUUGGAACGUACAGCUCAGUCGUGCCUCCUGCUUCACUCUCGAGCACUCAGUACAGCACUGAAAGCUCCACCUCAGAGUACACACAACAGUACACUCAGCAAUACUCUCAGGAGGCCAUGCAGCAGUGGUACCAACAUUACCAGGCACAGAGCUACAGCAGCAGUGGCCAAGAGACUGCUACAGCCACUGAAUACAGCAAAGAGCAGCCUCAGACUGUAGUCACGUCCUCAUAUGGAGACUACUCUACCUAUAUGCAGGCUGUCAGUCAGUACUACUCUCAGACACAGAUGAACCAAGCAGCUGCACAAGCCUACCAGCAGAGAGAUAUCAGCAAGGAGCUGGAGGUAGUAAAGCCCCCCCUGGCUGCCCCACUGACUCUGAAUGGCACUGCCCAAACUGUACUGCCCGCCUACAGUGCCCUGCCAAUCAUGCCGGGCUUUAUCGCCCCCACGCAUGCUCACACACAUGCUCCCAGCCCUGUCACACACACACACACAGCGCACACAGUGACGGACUGGAACCAGUAUUACUAUAGUCAGGCUCGAGGACAGAAGCGUGAGUACCCUGCUCUGCCCGUUCAGGACGUGGCGUCGGAGGGGCCGUACAUCGGCCAGCAUUCUCAGGGCCUUGGUGGCCAGUAUGCCGACUACUUCAAGAAGAAGAGGAUUUAGAGAACACACUCCUACGAAAACACACGUCUUUCUUGACUACAUUGUUGUUGUCAUGUCCAAGCCUUAAGUCUAAACUCUGUCCUCAAUAGCUGAGACUGCUGAUGUUUGAUGUGUGAACGGUCUGACUGUUCUCAGACUUGUUUAUUCCUGGCUUUAAAGCCUGUCUUUUCUUUUUGUUGUUUUUUUUUUUUCUUUCAGAAUGUGGCACACUCUGUGUGCUGCGUAAUGGAAGACGCUGUGCUUUUGACAUUUCCCUGUCGUCUGCCAUUUCUUCUGAUUGCCUCUCUCUUGCUUCCUCCUCUCUCUUGUUUUCUCUCUUUCUUGCUCUCUCUCUCUCUCUCUCCCAGGCAGGGUACUUUUCCACUCCAGGGGAGUGUGUGUGUGCCUGUAUAUGUGUGUGUAUAUGUGUGUGUUUGUGUGUAUGUGUGUUUUCUUUGUAAGUGGUCAAGGGCUGUAAAAAACAGAGCUAUAUUUAUUAGCAAUUUGAAUAUUUGGUUUAUUAGAGAAAUAGAGAAAACUGUAUCUGUGUACAAAUAUUGUGUAAAUACUUCAACCUCACACUAACUUUACUGAUUCAUUAAAGCAAUGUUCCAGCAUUUCACUUAACCUCGCACUGCUAUCUGUCAUAUGCUCGAUUAGCAUUUCCCUGUGCUUACAGAAGAACAGAAAAUCAUUGCCUCACAGCGCACUGUAGUUAUUAGGAACAUGUGGAGAUGUUUAAUUGAGAUCAGAAAGAUCAUCAUAAUGUGCCAUAGAGUGAGUGGUUUAUUAGUGCACUCUUCUUCUUAUGGAAGAGGAAAAAAGAGUGUAUUCAAAACAUGAGACUUUACUCAGUAUUAUUUGACCUAUUAAUAAACCACAUUUUUAAUUGACAUUGACAAUAUGGCAUGAAAAUUCUUUUCAUUUAAAUUUUGCAAUAGAAAUUACAGAAUAAAAGACUAUUGCAAUGAGCUUUUUUUUUAAAUAUCGUGCAGUAUAAACAACCCUGUGUGCGUAGUGAUUGGAUUACGGUUCACUUCGAUUUCGGUUCGAUUAUCGGUUCACUUAAGAUCUGUCCAUAGUUGGUCAGAAGCGAAUCUUGCCCAUGUUUAAUGCCACGGUAAACUGACUGUUCUGUUCAUUUUCUUGUAUUGAAUUCUAUGAGGCAUUCAUUGGUCAAAAAUAAAUAGUAAUGAGUAAUUAGUCUAAAAAGAAUCUGCUCGAAAAAUG
Molecule: messenger RNA, 3805 nt
Organism: Astyanax mexicanus (Mexican tetra)
Lineage: Eukaryota; Metazoa; Chordata; Actinopteri; Characiformes; Acestrorhamphidae
Gene: raver2
Product: ribonucleoprotein, PTB-binding 2
Exons: 15
Coding region: 59-2596 (845 amino acids)
Cellular component (GO): cytosol
Molecular function (GO): mRNA binding
Source: RefSeq, a predicted model, not a curated record